AUGGAUCUCAAGGGCCGCCAAUCCUUGUACAUCCUGCUGUUUCUCUUCCUGGAUUUUGAGCUAAGCUGUGGAGCAGGUCGACAACUAGUGAAGUGUCCCAAGGUAAUCCAGAAGUUGGGGAGCAAUGUAAUGCUACCCCUGGAGUAUGAAGGGAAAAAUAAGAACAUAAGCAAGAGCAUCCGCAUCCUUGUCACCAUGGAAACGUCACCACUUGGAAGCACCAUCCAGAAGAAAAUAGUAUCUCUUAAUCCAUCUGAAGGAAGCUCUCCACCCAAACUAGAAGGGUAUAAAUUUCACCUGGAAAAUCUGACGCUGGAGAUCCUAGAAAGCAAGAAGGAGGAUGAAGGCUGGUACACUUUGACCCUGGAGCAGAACACUUCUGUAGAGCUAUUUUGUCUGCAACUGAAGCUUUAUGAGGAGGUCUCCACUCCAGAGAUUAAGGUGUUAAACCGGACACAGGAGAGCGGGAACUGCAGUCUGAUGCUGGCCUGUUCGGCAAAGAGAGGGGACCAUGUGGUUUACAGCUGGAGCACGGAGACAGAUGUCCCUCUACUGAGCCUGGCCAACAGCUCCCACCUCCUGUACCUCACCCUCGGCCCUCAGUAUGUCAGCACUGUGUACGUCUGCACCGCUAGCAACCCCAUCAGCAACCGCACCCAGACCUUCCUCCCAUGGCCCAUUUGCAACCCAAAUGUUCCAGAACCAAAUCCAUGGGCAGCAUGGAUUGUAUGCCUGUCCAUAGGUGCCAUCGUUGUUGCCAUGAUUAUCUAUGUGAUAAUACAACUGGUGAGAAGAAGAGGUAAAGCAGGUCUUGCCCAGCCGGCUGUGGAAGCAAAAAGCCUGACGAUCUACGCCCAAGUCCAGAACUCAGGUGCUGUUCAGAAGACACCUGAGUUCCUGCCAGCUCAUGACCCCUGUACCACUAUUUACGUUGCUGCCGCUGAGCCUAUCCCAGAUCCUGUUCCAGAGCCUGUCCAGGACCCAAACUCCAUCACAGUCUAUGCCAGUGUGACCCUUCCGGACAGCUGACACCACAGAUCCAAG
Messenger RNA from Echinops telfairi (small Madagascar hedgehog), 1044 nucleotides. It is a transcript of the gene SLAMF1, whose product is annotated as signaling lymphocytic activation molecule family member 1. The transcript has 7 exons. The record is from RefSeq and is a predicted model, not a curated record. Gene Ontology annotation, cellular component: cell surface; membrane. Lineage: Eukaryota; Metazoa; Chordata; Mammalia; Afrosoricida; Tenrecidae. Gene Ontology annotation, biological process: lymphocyte activation. Bases 1 to 1029 code for a protein of 342 amino acids. Gene Ontology annotation, molecular function: signaling receptor activity.